ACACCGAGAGUGAGAAAAAAAGUCAACAAUCAAAAAAGUUUAAUAUUAGAACGAAAUGAAAAUAUUAAUAGAAUCGAUUGUGUUUGUUUUUAAUUGUCUUCGAUUUGAGUCUAUCACCACCAAGAGAUAAUAAAUAGGAAGUUGUACCGCCGGUGGGCUUUGGAAGAUAAAUGAGGAUGAGAAAAUUCAAGUUCUAAUUGGGAACCCGCGAAACUAGAGGCCGCUUCGAAUAGAACUUGUUUUUUUUUCUUUUCUUUUUUUUUCCAGUGAAAACUAAACUUCUUUUUUUUUGGUUCAACUUUCCAUUUUCAUAAUUACCCAACACACUAACUAAUUGUUGUUGUUGUUAAUUCAGUGUAAUCAAAGUGUUUUAAUCGUGAUUUAAUUGUGAAAUCAAUUGCGCUCAUCAAUUGAUGAAAAAAGGUUAAGUUUAACGAUCGCUAAAUUAUCUCACUUUUUUGUCAACGAUUCUAAUCACUUUCUGAUCAACUGUGACCACUUUUUUCAAUCAGAGUGGAAAAGUUGUCAUCAUCUUUAUCUUCAUCUUCUUCAUCAUCAUCUCUAUCAUCAUCUUGUUGUGUUCUCCCUCCCGUUUCUUUUUGUCUACUUCUAAAUGUGACCUCAAUUUUAAAUCGCUGAUCGUCUUAUGUGUUUUCCAACUUUUUUUUUCUGACGAAAGUAAAUUGAGGUCAGAAAGCGAAGUUGAUCUUUAAGGAUGUUUUAAAUAUUCUUUUUAUCUUCUUCUUCUUUCUCUUUCUUUCUUUCAUCAUCUUGAUCAUCUUUUCCAUCGUUCAUUUAAUGUUUACCUUGGAAUGUUGAUAUUCUUGUUUCUCUUUCUUUGUUAUUUACCAUUUUCCAUUUUUCCUCUGGUGGUUUUCGCUUCGUUUCCAGGGGAGAACCAUGAGACUCGUGAGAGUGGGCUGGUUGUUGUUGUCACCGAACCACCAGAUACCUUUGAGGCUCCAUUAACACCCACCGUUGUCACUGGUUUGGUUGGUGGUUUAUCGUUUUCUUCGGGAUUUAUUGAUGAUAAAGAUGAACAAGAAAAACCUUACACGGGACCGAACUGUUCUCAUCUCGAUCAAUGUUUACCAAUCGCUUUGAGAGGACGAAAAGUUGACUCUGAACGGGAACGGAAUUGUGCCUGUGAUCGUCAAUGUAGUGAAUAUGGUGAUUGUUGCCUCGAUUCCCCUUGGAUCAAUGGUUCGGUUACACCAUCGAAUCGGCCAUUUAAAUGUGUCGAUAUUUCGUUUCUGGGUGGUUUUUAUAUGGUCACUAAAUGUCCAUCUACUUUACAGAAUGAUGAUCUUCGUGAGAAAUGUGAACGCGGCUCCAUCGAAUCAGAUCCAUUAGCUUCACUUCCCGUUACCGAUUCAAUUGGACGAUUAACUUAUCGAAACAUUUUCUGUGCUAUGUGUCACUCUGAUGCUCGAGAUAAAAUUUUCUGGAAUCUAAAUUUACUCUGUACCGAUCAACCAGGAUCUCAAAAGAAUAUCAAAUUGUCGGAAAAUGAGAUUCGAUCAAAUUUGGCCUUUAAUGUUGAACAAAAUUCUUGGAUGGUUAAUUUAACUCUACCCGAUCAGUCUCGAGUAAUUAAAACAUGUACACUUAAUCCAGUUUUUCCUGCCUCGGUGGAAUCAUCAAUUCGUACUUGUCGCUCAGGUCUAAUUGAAUCGUGUCCCGUGAAUUGGGAUAAUCAACUGAUCGCCAAUGAAUGUUCAACUUAUCAGGCCUCACGAUUUACUGAUCGAUCGGGUUAUCGUAAUACUGCUUGUGCCCUUUGUAAUGGUCUUAAUGUGACCUCACUGAAAUGUUCACCGAUCAUCAAUCGAGCCCUGGGUACACCUUAUGGUGGCAUUUUGGAGGACAUUAAUGGCCGAUCCUCCGUUCCAACGGCUUCAUUGAGUAUCUUACUCGAUAUCAAUGGAAACAAUGGUUCCUCUCUGGUGGGACAGAUCGAAGGUCAAUGCUCACAGCACCAGAUUUACGAUAUUUUUACCCAAUCGUGCAGGUCACUUGUUUGUGGGUUUAAAAAUUACCGUCUAAUUAAUGGACGUUGUGUUAAUCAAACUGAAUUAGAAACCAUGAUUCAUGAUGAAAACAUGGAACAGGAAAUUACUGAGCUACCAUCAACUGACCAUCACAAUCAACUGGACUUUCAUCAAUGUCCAAAGAUAAUCUUGACUCGGAACGAGAUUGAAUUCAUAAGCUCACCAGAAACAAAUAAUUCAGUAACAAUUAACUACGAUGAUGAUUUAAUUUUCGUUCCUCGUUAUAACAAAACGUUCAAUUCAACAAGUUAUCUGAUUGAGGAAAAUAUUAUUUAUAUUUGCUCCAGUUUUCUUAACUAUGAAAUAUCUUUGAACAAAUUUUCAUCUCAAAUGGGCUUAAUUACGCUUAUUGGACUGGGAAUUUCCAUCGGGUCGCUGAUUUUACAUAUAAUUGCGUUUUCCUUGGUUUCCGAUGUUCGAAAUCUAUCUGGACACAAUCUCGUCUGCCUUUCGGCCUCACUUAUAUUUGCCUAUUCGUCAUUCAUUUGUAUGCAAUUAUUGGCCAUUCGUAAGUCGGCACUUCUUUGCCGAUUAACGGGAGCCACUGUCCUUUACUUUUUCCUCGCGUCGAUGGCCUGGAUGAACGUAAUCGCCUGGGAUGUUUGCCGAACCCUGCGAAUGGCAACCGUUGAACUAAGAGUGGCCACUGGUAAACAACGAGGUCGCUUUGCAAUUUAUUCACUUUACGCUUGGACCAUUUCAGGUCUUUUCACGGGCGCCGCUUUAUUGGCCGAUAAUCUUCCCGAUACUCUUAUUCCAACCACAAUGAAACCAGGCCUUGGUCUAUCAGGUCAUUGUUGGUUUCAACGUCGAUCAGCGUUAAUCAUUUUCUUUGCCUCUCCGGUAGCACUUAUCAUGACCAUUAACUUGAUCAUGUUUAUCUUAUCCACCCUGAUGAUUGGUUCAACCACUCGGGGAACCAAAUCAAUUACACAAAUGACCACCGCUCGAACCAACUACAAACUUUACCUUAAACUUUGGCUUCUCAUGGGGUUGACCUGGUUCGUCGGUUUUCCCGCCUCAUUCCUCGAAUCUCUUACUCUUUGGUACAUUUUCAUUAUUCUUAAUACUCUUCAAGGUUUAUUCAUAUUCAUCGCUUUCUCAUGUAAACGUAAAAUUUUCAAAACGGUUAAAAGCAAAUUAUCAUCUCUCACUUCAUCUUCCACCGGUGGGUCUUAUUCAGUGGCUACUCUCAGUCAGAACAAUUCAAAGUUAUCAUCCGAUUCUGAUUUAACCAUGAGAACCUCUGGUCAACUUCAUUAUCAACCAAAUCACUUUCAUCCUAAUCAUUUAUCAUCUUAUGGUCAUUACCAGAAUCACAAUCAACCCGUUUUACCCAAUCAAUUAUAUCUACAAUCAUCUAAUCACCAUUUCUAUAAUUAUCAACGAAAAAUGUCAAAUCGACAUUGAAUUAAUUAAUCAUCUCUUUUUUUUUCUUAAUCAUUUAUUUUGAUUAUCGUAUUGACUUUUUUUCUCACCUUUUCUCAAUCAAAUUUGUUUACUGAUUCAAUCUCAAUUCUUACAAUUUACUGAUUGAUAACACAAACUUUUUCACAAUCAUUUCUCAUGUGCCAUUUAAAAACCUCAACAAUUAAACUUUUUUUUAAACCAAUUGAAUUAAAUUACUUUUCCUU
Molecule: messenger RNA, 3685 nt
Organism: Panonychus citri (citrus red mite)
Lineage: Eukaryota; Metazoa; Arthropoda; Arachnida; Trombidiformes; Tetranychidae
Exons: 2
Coding region: 813-3461 (882 amino acids)
Biological process (GO): G protein-coupled receptor signaling pathway; cell surface receptor signaling pathway
Cellular component (GO): membrane
Molecular function (GO): G protein-coupled receptor activity
Source: RefSeq, a predicted model, not a curated record